This is a messenger RNA of Penicillium cataractarum, 3057 nucleotides long. RefSeq lists its product as uncharacterized. The transcript is spliced from 2 exons. Lineage: Eukaryota; Fungi; Ascomycota; Eurotiomycetes; Eurotiales; Aspergillaceae. The record is from RefSeq and is a predicted model, not a curated record. The annotation marks the transcript as partial.
UCAACAGCGAAGUCCUGGAAGAGAACUCACUACAGUAAUCGACACUUCCCUAUUGCUUUCAACGACAUCACUCCACCUAAUGGGUUCCGGCUUCGAAUUCUUGAUAGCAAGGAUAACAACUGGGUGGGAGAUCAGAAAGAUUACCCUUCGGUAAAGCAGUGGUGUACAUUUCAUCUCCCACCAGGGCCAUACUCUUGCCUUCAAUACACAGUCGACUCCUCUGCACACUCGGAGAACCAGGUCAUAGCGGACCAGCAGCACUGUCCUUCCGAGAUUAGUCUGCAUGAAUUCGUCGCGUUCGGCUGCCUCCGUGCAGGAACAAGAGUGCAGUGGCAUAACAUAGUCCGCGAGCUGGCUUCAUCUUCACUUUCAAUGAAUGAACAGGCGGUAGGCUUGCUAUUUCGUCAAGCGGCCUGGGAGCUCACGGGCCCAAACCCUGACUCAGAGCUAAGAGAAGCUCACGUAUCAUUUAACAAAGAUAGCUUAGGGAUCCAACUGCUGGAGUGCUUGGAACAAAAGCUCAGUUCCAUUGAAGCCAACUGGAACGAGCAUUACACGCUUCAUACUCUUGUUACACUUGGAAUUCGAGCUCUAAGCUUGUCCAAUGGGUUCGGAGAUGUUGACAGAGCGGCUUCUUUCCUGCGUCGAAGCAGAAGAACGUGCUUGAAGUGGUGUGAGGCUUUAGCAGGAAGACUGGAGAGUCAAACAGAUGCGCAAAGUGAAGCCCAGCAGUUGCUUAUCGUUAAGAUUGGCGGUAUCUGUCAACUCACAUAUGCGGUAGAGCCACAGCAUCUUCCGCUUGUUCUAGAUAACCGUACCGACCUCUUCCAUUUGACAAGGUGCUCAAUCUUGGUUUUUGAGAACACGCCGCGAUCCCGUGACCAUCUCCCAUUCGACAUUGGAAAUAGUCUUAUAUGGACAACCAAAAUUCUUCAUUACCUUGAAGAACAUGCCCGUCAAAUGAUUGCGGAUGAUUCAUCAGGAUUUAAUGAAGCAAUAAAGAUGAGCAUACCUGAUCUACAGAUUACGUCUUCGUGGACUACAUGUCCGGGAACACUUUCGCGCUGGGUUGCCAACCAAUCGAUUGCUGGGCCCCGUGAAUGUCCACAAGAUAUCCAUUACAAUCUGCUCAGUGGAGAGCUUCUUCUAGCGAACUGUCCCCCAGGACGACUUCCUGAGGAGUACACUAGCCUGUCUUCAUUUCAGCGCAUAUUUGGCAAUAUCCACUUUUCAUUGAACGCAAAAGGUCUUAUAAUAAAGGCACGAGCCGAACAUCAGCUGCUACAGCUUAUCCCCCACGAAAUUUUGGCUGGAGAUUUUCCGGAGGAUUUAGUUUCGAACUAUGGGCAUUGGCUCAAUUUGGAGACCGGGACACUCGAGUUUCGCCCCCUUGAACAUCUAUGGAUCCCGCGGUCGAGUAACUGGAACCUCUUAAUGAACGCUGCGCCAGGAGGGAUCUCAACCAUGAGCAGAUGUCAUAAUGCAUUGAUCGACAUAAGGAGCCAUCUUUUCCAACAAUUAAGGGCUGUUUUGGAGGUAUUGGAUGAUCCUGGAUAUAUACAUGUCAUCCAGACUGGGAGAGACAAUCGCAAGUCUGUGGAGGUUGACAUGGUCCGACUUCGUCUAAAAUUCAUCAUCAACAAAGCUGGCGGGCUCGAUUGCCAGGAACUUAACGCAAUAGUUGACCACGACCAAGAUAUCGGAUGUUUAUAUGGUCUACGGAACAAGCUUGUGCUACUGGACACCAAGAAACGUUGCCGCUCCGUGCUGAUACCCUAUGGAAGCGUUCAAUUAAUCAAGACCAAGCACCAAACUUCUGUGACUGUCAAUGCACCCAAAGGAUCUUAUCGGAAGUAUUUUCACUACUCGCUCGAUCGUUAUUUGAAGGUUUUACAGGGGUCAUUCGACAUGUUAGAGAUACUUUAUCUGGCAUAUAUGCACGCUGUUACGAGCCAUAUUCUCCCUGAUCCUGCAACAGAGCGUUCAGGGACUGCGGAAGCCAUACGAAUUUUAGGGCAGGCAUGCCUGAGAACCUCGUUUCCACUUAGCUCCGAAACAAUUGCGCUCUUAAAAGUCAUUGCAACCCUGACCCCUCGUCGUCGCUACUACCCACGUCAUUUGAAGUCCAUGCAAACCGUGUCGUGGAACAGUGAGCUUGGCGAACUAGCCCAGCACGAUGAUUUCCGAGUCCUUGCACAGGAAAUCGUGGAGAAUGCAAGCAGGUUUUGUACACUCCAUGGUGUAAGUGACGCCGAUCGUGAUGAAAUGAUGGACUGUUAUAAAGAUCGUGGAGAUCAAAAUCUCCUCGAAAGAGCCCGUUCUCGCAAUUCACAGUUCCACUGUUCUGAAUAUGGCGGUAGUGCAGCACGUCAACUACCUCAGCCAACAUUAUAUAGGUCUCGUGACCGUGAUUAUCAGAGUGACCGCAGUCACCGUGUUUAUAAAAUCGCGACCCUGGUGAGAGACUGGCGGCCUUGCCUCUCACAAUGCUCUGAUCUUCUUGGAAGCGUGGGGUCUUGGAAAAGUGUCCGGCUCUCAUGGACCUCUGUACAGGACCUUACCUGCUCAGAGCUACUGAGAUUGUCCUUCAGAGACGCAUGGGGUUCUCUGUAUGAGCUUUGCCGAUCCAGUGAUCAAGGCAGAGACUCAUACAGCCUCAUGUCUCUCUUUUGCACGAUUGCAUUUUCUGGAAGGGAGGAACUCCAAAUUUAUCCACUUUUAACUGUCGCAUUUUCUGGCAUAUUUCGGGACCUUCCAAUUCCGUUCAGUCAACGAGAAGCCCUUGACCUGGAAGCGGGCGAAGAAAUCGAUCCUCAAGAAGUCAAUGCAGCAAUCAAAAGAAAUUACAGCCAUUUCUUCUGUCCCACGAUCAUCAGAAUCACCAAAGCACAAAAGAGAGUGAGCAAGCAGCGCCAGGAGGAAUACGAUCUGCAGAAGGAGGCCGACAUGGGGUCAUGCCUAGAGGCCAUCAGAAGACAAUGGCCUUGCAAAGUACCUCAGCUGCCUGAGAUUGAACGGAUGGAUAAAUCAGGAGCUUCGGAAGCAUGCUCGUUGCUC